Triticum turgidum subsp. durum (durum wheat) is the source of this 582-nucleotide messenger RNA. The record is from the annotation of a GenBank genome assembly. Lineage: Eukaryota; Viridiplantae; Streptophyta; Magnoliopsida; Poales; Poaceae.
AUGGCGGCCUCCGAGGUUCAGCUUGGCACAUCUAUUGCUGACAUGCGAGAUGGACGGGACAUUCUAGAUCAUCAAGCUGUAGAGGAGAAAGAAGGCAUUGUAAUUGGAGGGGGAACCGACAGCGACUAUCAAGAGCUACUGGAUAGAGUGUUCAACAUUAUCGCUGGAAACAAUCCAGAUCUCGCCGUGAACAGAGGAAAAGUGGUUAUGUGCCCUCCUAAGAUUCUUAGGGAGGGCACGAGGAAGACGGUAUUCGUGAACUUUAUGGAGUCGUGUAAAACGUUGCGUAGGGACCCUAAUCACGUGAUGGAUUUUUUCCUCUCUGAGAUGGCAACAACCGGUUCAAUUGAUGGGCAGAACAGGUUGGUGAUCAAAGGGAGAUUUGCUCCGAAAUCCUUUGAAUCGAUCCUCAGGAGAUACAUCAAUGCGUAUGUCAUCUGCAAUGGAUGUAAGGGCCAUGAUACCACUAUAACCAAGGAAAACCGUCUCUUCUUCCUUCGCUGUGAGCAGUGUGGGUCUUCAAGGUCCGUCGAUCGAAUCAAGGCUGGAUUUGUCGCACAUGUUGGUCGUCGCAACGCCUGA